Messenger RNA from Chaetomium strumarium, 1382 nucleotides. Its product is annotated as mitochondrial 39-S ribosomal protein L47 (MRP-L47)-domain-containing protein. The record is from RefSeq and is a predicted model, not a curated record. Gene Ontology annotation, cellular component: mitochondrial large ribosomal subunit; mitochondrial ribosome. Gene Ontology annotation, molecular function: structural constituent of ribosome. Bases 219 to 1067 code for a protein of 282 amino acids. The transcript has 2 exons. Gene Ontology annotation, biological process: mitochondrial translation. Lineage: Eukaryota; Fungi; Ascomycota; Sordariomycetes; Sordariales; Chaetomiaceae.
CAACCAAAUUUUCAAUUCGCGGACCGAGAAUUGCGAACCUCGAGCGCUGCCGCCAUACCUAUCGAACAUCGAACUGCCUGAUGAUACAUCCAGGGUACGGGCAAGUCCAACUACCGAUGGGUUAUUAUUAAGGAGUGACGAGACACACCGUGCCCCGCAGCUGUCUACCUUCUGUCCUCCCGUUUCCUCCCAGUUCCUUCCGCCCCUCCUCCCUGAGAAUGGCUUCCGCCGCGAUCCGGCCCUCGCUGGGCGCCUUCGGGAGGAUAUCAUCAGCAGCAGCCGCAACAACCGCACCACGCUCUCUUGUCAGUACCACGCAGACGGCCUCCCUCUCCACCACCACCUCCCUCCUCAAGCGCCACAAAUACCCCGGCGCGCGGGACAACAAGGACUAUAGCAAGCACCGCGGCGAGUCCGCCAUACGACGCACCGGCACCCGCUGGAGGCUGUCCAUGUCGGACGAGCCGCUGCCGAAGCCGGUCCCCCGCGAGCAGCUGCCCCCCAUCGAGACGGACCCGGACCACGGCCUGUGGGAGUUCUUUGCCAACCGGAAGACCGUCGCCAACGCGCCCGAGGAGGACGCCAAGUACGGCCGCAGCUGGUCGGUCGAGGAGCUGCGGCAUAAGAGCUGGGAUGACCUGCACCGGCUGUGGUGGGUGUGCGUAAAGGAGCGGAAUCGGAUCGCGACGGCCAAUUGGGAGCGGAACAAGAGCAAACUUGGCUUUGGCGAGGCGGAGGCGCUGGCGAGGGAUCGUGAGGUCCGCGCCACGAUGCGCGCUAUCAAGCAUGCCCUGACGGAGCGGUUCUAUACGUGGGAGGACGCCGUGAAGCUGGCCGAGAACGAUCCCGAGGUGAACCUCACCGGAGACGGCCCGGCAUUUACACCCCGCGACUACCUCGAGGAGGGAGAGGCGACAGCUGCGGAGGGAGAGCAGCAGCAGCAGGUUGCGGAGGCUGCGGAGGCCGCGGAGGAGACGGCAGUGAAGGCGCAACCGGCGCCCCCAGUGACGCCUGACCCGGCGAUGAUACCCGCAUCCCAGCCGCAAGCAGAAGCCCCAAGGUUAUGAUGAACUUACUUGACUUGCCUUACACGGCCAUACAUGUACAUGAUUCAAAGGGGUUUCUCGAACAUCGGUCCUAGCAGGGGACGGGCAGAUGCUCGUGUAUCCUUUAACACACUCUCCCGCCGUGCUAAACCUGCCGCUGGCGCGAUGGCAGCGUCGGUACAUCCCCUGUUUGUACAGAUAGUGUAUUUGAGCAUGAUCUCUUGGGAAUACCCGAAGUGGAAAUUGUGUCUCAAAUAGGGCCGCCGUGCUCAUGAUGCGCAAUAGCUACGAGCGGCAAGCCCAAUAUCAAAACAUUAAUGAGCCGAGACCACCCCC